GAAUGUCCUAAGAUAGUGAUAAGUCUAUAUACAGUAUAAAUACAUAUAUAUAUAUAUAUAUAUAGAGAGAGAGAGAGAGAGAGUUUGAACAGGUGGAAGGAUAUGAGGCUCCAUUCUUCCUAGUAGUACUAUCUGAUUCUCAUGUUUAAAGAGAAACAUUAUUGUUAGUGAAGAAAAAAUCCAAAAACAGUGGUGUUCUGCCCAUUACUUCACAGCCUGUGGGAGGCCUAGAAAUCCGUGAGAAAGCCGACAAUUAGAGAUAAUUCCAAGCAUUCCCAUGUGGGAUUCUCCCUUUUUACUCAUCAUCAUAUCUCUUCUUCUCCAGUAGUUUUCCGCUGCUCAUUCUAAUCAGUUUCUGUACACUUCUUCUGUGAUAUUUCCCACUUUCUUGAAUAAUUCUUGGUCUGAAAAUGUGGGAUUCAGAAACAGAAUCUGUUGGAGGACGAGAUUACGGGAAUGGAGUCCUGUCCACGAGCAAACCUGGAGUCAAACCUGACGGGUUUGAGCAAAGAGGCCAGUCUUGGCAUGUUGCAACUGAUAUUCCGAGUGAUCUUUUGGUCCAGAUUGGAGAUGUCAGUUUCCAUUUGCACAAGUAUCCUCUUCUUUCUCGAAGCGGGAAGAUGAAUAGAGCAGUAUACGAAUUGCGUGACACAGAGUUAAAUAAGAUAGCUCUAGAUGAUCUUCCAGGCGGGCCUGAGGCUUUUGAACUGGCAGCCAAAUUCUGCUAUGGAAUUGCUGUUGAUUUAACAGCAACAAAUAUCUCCAGCCUGAGAUGUGCGGCCGAAUACCUGGAAAUGACAGAGGAUUUAGAAGAAGGCAAUCUUAUAUUCAAAACUGAGGCUUUUCUCAGCUAUGUGGUUUUAUCCUCCUGGAGAGAUUCCAUAAUAGUGUUGAAAAGUUGUGAGAAGCUCUCCCCUUGGGCUGAAAACCUCCAAAUUGUUAGAAGAUGUAGCGAGUCGAUUGCCUGGAAAGCUUGUGCCAAUCCUAAAGGGAUAAAAUGGCAGUACACAGGGAAGCACCCGAGAUCAGUUUCCAGCCCCAAAUGGAACGAGAUGAAAGAAUCCAGCCCGAGCAGAAACACACCUGUCCCCCCUGAUUGGUGGUUUGAGGAUGUUUCUAUUCUGAGGAUUGAUCAUUUUGUAAGAGUUAUUACCGCAAUUAAGGUUAAAGGCAUGAGGUACGAGUUGGUUGGAGCUGCAAUCAUGCAUUAUGCAGGGAAAUGGCUCCCAGGAUUGGUGAAAGAGGGAUCAGGAUCGGUAUCAGGGGGGGCUGCUGAUGAGGGAAGUAAUAGCAGCAACAGCAAUGGUAGCAGCAGUAGCUGGAAAGGGGGACUCCACAUGAUUGUGGUUGGGAGUAAAGAGGAUUUGCCAGCAGUUCAGGCUAAAGAUCAGAGAAUGAUCAUCGAAAGCCUUAUAAGUAUAAUCCCGCCUCAGAAAGAUACCGUUUCUUGUAGCUUCCUUCUCAGACUGCUGAGAAUGGCUAACAUGUUGAAGGUUGCUCCGGCUUUGGUUACAGAGCUGGAAAAACGUGUAGGCAUGCAGUUUGAACAGGCUACUUUGGCAGAUCUCCUCAUACCUUCUUACAACAAGCACGAGACAUUGUAUGAUGUUGAUCUUGUUCAGAGGCUUUUGGAGCAUUUCCUGGUUCAAGAGCAGUCGGAAAAUUCCAGCCCAAGCCGACAGUCGUUUUCUGACACAAAAAUGUAUGAUGGAGCUCAACGGGGGACCAACCCUAAUGCUAAGAUGAGAGUGGCUAGGCUUGUCGAUAGUUAUCUUACAGAGGUGUCGAGAGACAGAAAUUUGUCCUUGACAAAAUUUCAAGUCCUGGCAGAGGCUUUACCAGAAUCAGCUAGGACUUGCGAUGAUGGAUUAUACAGGGCCAUUGAUUCCUAUCUUAAGGCACAUCCAACGCUUACAGAACAUGAAAGGAAGAGGCUCUGCCGUGUGAUGGACUGCCAGAAACUUUCAAUCGACGCAUGCAUGCACGCUGCCCAAAAUGAACGGCUCCCUCUCAGAGUAGUUGUGCAAGUCCUCUUCUCCGAACAGGUGAAAAUAAGCAAUGCAUUAGCCAACGGCCUUUUGAAAGAGCCCGGUGAAUCCCAUUACCAGCCCUUAAUAACUAACCGCAAAACACUACUCGAAGGAACUCCUCAGUCGUUCCAAGAGGGCUGGGCAUCCGCAAAAAAGGAUAUCAACACUCUCAAGUUUGAGCUGGAAACCAUGAAGACCAAGUACUUAGCACUUCAAAACGACAUGGAAACGCUGCAGAGACAGUUUGAUAAGGUGACAAAGCCAAAGCAAACAUCAGCUUGGACUACAGGGUGGAAAAAGCUGACCAAGCUCACCAAAGCGGCAGAAAACAACGACAUUGGACCACAGGUGCAAAAUGGGGAUUUGAGUAGGAAAACUCCUAGAAGAUGGAGGAAUUCAAUUUCCUGAAUCAUCAGCAGCUGUCAAACGAAGAGAUCUACCGAUAAACCGUGUUUCCUUCAUGUAGUUCCAAUGUGUUUUUUAAGGUUUUCUUGUUUUGUUUUCCUUUACCUCUUGCAAUAUUCGUUGAAGUUUCUUAUUCACAACAGGUAUUGUUUCAGGAAGUAACAUCAUGUUUCAAUUUGUCUGUAAUUUGUUGA
Messenger RNA from Sesamum indicum (sesame), 2629 nucleotides. RefSeq names its product root phototropism protein 3. The record is from RefSeq and is a predicted model, not a curated record. NCBI's taxonomy places the organism in Eukaryota, Viridiplantae, Streptophyta, Magnoliopsida, Lamiales, Pedaliaceae.